Messenger RNA from Sinocyclocheilus grahami, 3586 nucleotides. RefSeq names its product rap1 GTPase-GDP dissociation stimulator 1-like. The record is from RefSeq and is a predicted model, not a curated record. Gene Ontology annotation, molecular function: guanyl-nucleotide exchange factor activity; protein binding. Lineage: Eukaryota; Metazoa; Chordata; Actinopteri; Cypriniformes; Cyprinidae. The coding region runs from base 372 to 2174 and encodes 600 amino acids. Gene Ontology annotation, biological process: positive regulation of GTPase activity. The transcript has 15 exons.
CUUCGCCGCGCUCGUCUGCUGAGCGGAGAACCAGACAGCUCGCUCUCUAGAAGGAAGUGCAUCUGAAGUGCCGCUGUAUUUAUUUUGAUGCACAUGAGCGUUCAUCUCUUCCGGUUAAAUAACGUAAUCCCCGACAUCAGCACAGAGGGGUUUCACCCGGUUGUAUGCAUCUCCCCGGUAACGUUACAUGUACUGUAGCGGUAGAGGCUGUUUUCACCGGAGCAGCGUGGGUUAAGGUGGGCCUUGCCCGGAUAUCUGUCUGACAAGCGAACCAAAACCGAUCCGGUACCCGCUUCAAGAUAACCAGCGCACUCAGUCCUCCAGAGAGCACACUUGGAGCCCGUUUGGACUGUCACACACACACUAGCCAGAUGGCGGAUAACCUGAGCGAAGCCCUGAAGACUCUGAAGCUCUCGUCGGCAGACAGCACUUCAGACAGUGUCGAGGGCUGCUUGGACUGCUUGCUCAAAGCUUUGGCCCACAAUAAUGUUGAUACCAGUGGAAAGAUCCAGGAGAUGGGUGUUCUUGCCAUGAUACCCACUCUUCUGUCUGCGCAGAACUCGUGUACACCAAAAGUAGCCAAACUCAUUGCAGAGGUGGCCAAAAAUGAAUUCAUGAGGAGCCCGUGUGUGGAAGCAGGACUCAUUCCUCCUCUGGUUCAGCUGCUAAACUGUAAGGACCAGGAAAUACUGCUCCAGACGGGACGAGCCCUCGGCAACAUCUGCUACGACAGCCAUGAGGGCAGAAGUGCAGUUGACGCAGCGGGCGGUGCUCAGAUAGUUGCCGAGCACAUUAAGUCUCUGGCCAUCUGCAUGAACCCGAGUAAAGAGAAUCUGCUGUUUUGUCUUUCCUCUCUAGACUCGCUGCAGGCUCAGCUGAUCAGCAUGGGUGUGAUCCCCACACUGGUCAGACUGCUGGGAGUUCAUUCUCAAAACACCGCGCUCACCGAGAUGUGCCUCAUUGCCUUUGGCAACCUGGCAGAGCUUGAGUCCAGUAAGGAGCAGUUUGCCUCUACUAAUAUUGCCGAGGAGCUGGUUCGACUCUUCCGUAAGCAGGUGGAGCAUGAGAAGAAGGAGAUGAUCUUCGAGGUGUUGGCACCACUCGCUGAGAAUGAUGUGAUCAAGCUUCAGCUGGUGGAUGCUGGUCUGGUGGAGUGUCUGCUGGAGGUCGUGGCUCAGACGGUGGACAGCGACAGGGAGGAGGACGUGGCUCAGCUCAAGACGGCCUCAGACCUCAUGGUCCUUCUGCUGUUGGGAGAUGAGUCGAUGCAGAAGCUGUUUGAGGGGGGCAAAGGCAGCGUGUUUCAGAGGGUCCUUUCAUGGGUGCCCUCCAACAACCACCAGCUCCAGCUAGCAGGAGCGCUCGCCAUCGCUAACUUUGCCCGCAAUGAUGGGAAUUGCAUCCACAUGGUAGACACUGGUAUCGUACAGAAGCUUCUCGAGCUGUUAGACAGACAUGUUGAAGAGGGGAACGUGACGGUGCAGCAUGCCGCCCUCAGUGCUCUGAGGAACCUCGCCAUCCCGGUGGUUAACAAAUCUAAGAUGCUCUUGGCUGGUGUGUCGGAUGUAGUGCUGAAGUUCCUCAAAUCUGAGAUGCCUCCAGUCCAGUUCAAGCUUCUGGGAACGUUACGGAUGCUCAUCGACACACAGGCUGACGCAGCAGAGCAGCUGGGGACAAACUCAAAGCUGGUGGAGCGUUUGGUGGAGUGGUGUGAAGCGAAAGACCACGCUGGAGUGAUGGGAGAGUCCAACCGCCUGCUGUCCGCUCUCAUCCGACACAGCAAGUCAAAGAAUGUGGUCCGAACAGUUAUACAAGGUGGAGGUGUUAAGCACUUGGUAACCAUGGCGACGAGUGAACACAUGAUCAUGCAGAAUGAAGCGCUGGUGGCCUUGGGUCUCGUAGCGGCACUAGACCUGGAUUGCACAGAGAAGGACUUUGUCGGCGCUAAUCUGGUGCAGGUUCUACACAAACUGCUGACAGAUGAACACAGUGCACCGGAGAUCAAAUACAACUCCAUGAUUCUCAUCUGCUCCAUCAUGGGAUCAGAGCCGCUGCAUAAAGAAGUGCAGAGCUUGGCCUUCAUCGACGUGGUGUCCAAUCUGCGCUCACAUGAGAACAAGACGGUGGCGCACCAGGCCUCUCUCACAGAGCAAAGGUUAACGGCACAGAGCUAAAGGACUCUUCCACAGCAUCUCCUCCCUGCCUGCUUCCCCUCACACACACAUAUCUCUCGUUGUCAUGUGCCAAGCUGUUGUCCCCUCCGCAUUCCCCGCUAAUAGACUCUCAAAGCCCUCUGUUUGCUCCGCGCAUGCAGAGACGUGUUACCCAAAGGCGGCCAUACUUUGUAGACAGCCUUCUGCAAUAGAUUCAUACCCAAACAGCAAAAUAUUUUUAAAAGACCAUAGCUGUGAUUAAAAAAACCCCAUGAAAUUCAUCUAUAAAAGUUGAGAUAAAAAUAGUACAUGUUGGCAGUGGAAAUAGCGCAGUUGUGCUUUCAUGACUUGUAAAAUCACACAUACCAACCAACUUGUGCAUGUUUUUUUUUUUUUUAAAUCAUCCGGUUUGUUGAUGUAUCUGUGGUCAGCUAUUCAAGCCACGCCCAUAUGAUAUGCCCCGCCCCCUCUCCUUCUGCUUACUAAUUUACAUAGAAGAGUAGAGAUCAAAUGUGUUUGUACUGUAUAGGGCACCUCUGGACCAGCAUGGACCUUUUCAUAUUUGCCUCCUGGUCCUUGUGCCGCCCAUGAUCCAAAUCUCCUGGAAAGAGCUAAUUCCAUAUCAUUAGUCUGUUGCAUUUACAAAAAUCAAUGAUUAUUGUCAUAUGGAUGUGUGAAGAAGUAAUAUAUCUUGAUACCGAGGACUACAGUCGUUGUAUGUGGCGCUCUUGGAAACACGAUUUUUAUCAUUUCAGGACCUCAUCAAAAGAAGUGACGUCAUUAUAGUGUAGUAUCAAUAACUUAAAAAGGAUAGUUCACCAAAAAAAUUACAAUUCUGUCAUUAUUUAUUCACAUUCAUGUGGUUCCAGAACUCUAUGGCUUUCAUUCUUUUGUAAGAACACAAUUUAGGUAGCCAAACAGUUUUGGGUCUUGUUGACUUCCAUAGUAUUUUUGUCCAUACUGUGGAAGUCAAUGGCACUUGGAACCAUUUAGUUACCAACAUUCUUUAAAAUAUCUUCUUUCGUGUUCCUGAGAAGAAAGAAAUGGCAACGUUCUGUAGACGAUAUCUUGAAGAAAUUUAGUGUCCAAAUUGUUUCAGGUCCCAUUGACUUCCAUUGUAUUUUUGUCUAUACUGCGGAGGUCAGUGGGACCGAAAUGGUUUGGUUAACAAAUUCUUCGAAAUAUCUUCUUAUAUGUUCCACAAACAAAAUAAAAUAUAGAAGGUAUUUUGAAGAAUGUUGGUAACCAGACAGUUUUGGGUUCCAUCGACUUUCAUGGUACAUUUUAUCCGUGCUAUGAAAGUUAAACGGACCUAGAACCAAAGAAAGAAAUGCAAAGACCCCAGAAGCGAACAAAGAAAUGCCAACAUUCUGUAGAAGACAUUUUGAAGAAUGUUGGUAGCCAAACCGUUUUGUGUCCCAAAGACUUCCAUU